AUGCUAAGCACAUUGUUCAACACCAUACGACAACAAAUUAUUGGACACUUCCAGUCGAGUGUUCCUACGACAGCAACCACUCAAAGACCUGUAUUGGCUUCUCUCAGUCAUCAUCAUCAUGGCUCCAAGGCAUCAUGCCAUCAUCAUGACACACAUACGACCUGUUUGCCAUCUUUCCCAUCAUUGCCAACCACUUCUCUGUCCUCCUAUUCCUCAAACAACAUAUUUGUCAUUUGUGUCGAUGGCAAUAUUGGUGUUGGUAAAAGCUUGUAUUGCCAUCUUAUCCAACAAUUUAUUAAGCGAGAAUUCAAUGAUAUUCCACUGUGUCAUGUGAUUGAGAGUGUUGAGAAGAAUAUUGAUUUAUUCAAACUCUAUCUCUCCAACCAACGUGAAUAUGGUCUUGAAUUUCAAAAAUGGAUUAUUAUAGACAAGGUCGAGCAAUUUGUCGAACAGUACAAACAAACAAACUCGAAGCGAAUGAUUGUGCUCAUGGAUCGAUCCCUGUUGGCUGAUCGUCAUGUGUUUGUUCGGAAUUUAGUAGAGAAGAAUCUCAUGACAUCAGAGCAACAUGCCAGCUAUGUUGAAUAUUUCGAACAUUUGUUAGAGAAAUAUCCAAGAAACUUGUUUUAUCCUGAUUUUCAUAUUGUCAUUGAUGCUUGUAUUGAUACUGCUCUUGAAAGGAUUAACCGAAGAAACAGAGUGGGAGAAAGCUCAGUCUACACCAAAGAUUAUUUGGAUAUGAUUGAGAGAUUCCACAAGGAUAUGUAUCAAUUGUUGGCUGAAAAUAAUAAUAAUGGUGUGAAUAGAAAGUUGUACAGAUUUGAUAACAAUACCAAUCACAACAUUACAUCCAUUGAUCAGAUUCCAAACCUAUUUCGAUCGAUGCCAUCUGUCUCUUCAGACUAA
This is a messenger RNA of Naegleria fowleri, 906 nucleotides long. RefSeq lists its product as uncharacterized. The coding region runs from base 1 to 906 and encodes 301 amino acids. The transcript has a single exon. The record is from RefSeq and is a predicted model, not a curated record. Gene Ontology annotation, molecular function: deoxynucleoside kinase activity. Gene Ontology annotation, cellular component: cytoplasm. Lineage: Eukaryota; Heterolobosea; Eutetramitea; Acrasida; Naegleriidae.